AUGCAUUUUGCAAAAGACAAAAGAGGUAUUCUUCCUGUUGGAGAUAUAGCAGAUACUAUCCCUGAUGAAGAGGCAGACAUUGCUGUCCUUGAGGAGCCUGAGCAUCGCACCUGGUUUCAUCAUGGCAAAAAAUGGAAAACCAAGUUCAACUAUGUCAUAGGGAUUGUACACACCAACUACUUGGAAUACGUAAAGAGAGGGAAACAAGGCCGUCUCAAAGCUUUUCUCCUCAAAUAUCUUAUUGGGUUGUUGGCAUUUACUGCCACAAGACACGAUGGAGUGGCUGCUCAAAAUAGACUUGUGCUAAUGAUGCAGGUAAUCCGAUUAUCAGCUGCAACUCAAGAAUACCCUAAAUCUAUAGUUCGCAAUGUUCACGGUGUCAACCCUAAAUUUCUCAAGAUUGGUUUGAGAAAACAAGAACAUGAGGAGCAGCCAUUCAGUGCAUACUACAUUGGUAAGAUGGUCUUGAGCAAAGGGUACAAGGAGCUUCUUGAACUACUUACAAGACACCAAAAGGAACUCGCUGGUGGAGAAGACUCUGAAGAUAUUAAAAAAGCAGUCGAGAAACUCGACCUGAAGGUUAAUGUAUACCCAGGACGUGAUCAUGCUGACUCACCAUUUCACAACUAUAGAGUUUUUUUCAACCCGAGCACGACAGAUAUGGUUUGCACAACAACUGCAGAAGCCUUGGCAAUUGGAAAAACCAUAUUCCCUAACUGUAGAGUCUAUGACGAUGAGAAGGUUUCGUUAGAGCCACGCUCAAGGCUCUUGGGGAACAACCAUCACAAUUAA
This is a messenger RNA of Thlaspi arvense, 792 nucleotides long. Lineage: Eukaryota; Viridiplantae; Streptophyta; Magnoliopsida; Brassicales; Brassicaceae. The record is from the annotation of a GenBank genome assembly.